Cordyceps fumosorosea ARSEF 2679 is the source of this 2871-nucleotide messenger RNA. Its product is annotated as coatomer beta subunit. Bases 1 to 2871 code for a protein of 956 amino acids. Gene Ontology annotation, biological process: endoplasmic reticulum to Golgi vesicle-mediated transport; intracellular protein transport; intra-Golgi vesicle-mediated transport. Gene Ontology annotation, molecular function: structural molecule activity. Gene Ontology annotation, cellular component: cytoplasm; COPI vesicle coat. NCBI's taxonomy places the organism in Eukaryota, Fungi, Ascomycota, Sordariomycetes, Hypocreales, Cordycipitaceae. The transcript is spliced from 4 exons. The record is from RefSeq and is a predicted model, not a curated record.
AUGUCAGGAUUUCUAGAAAAUGCAUACAGUCUCGUCCACCAGGACAAUGCGGCUGAUGUGCCUACUGUCUCGGAUUUACGGAUGCAGCUUGAGAAGGGCACUGAUGAGAGCAAAGUCGACACCAUGAAGCGCAUCUUGACGAUAAUGCUCAACGGCGACUCCAUGCCCACGCUCCUUAUGCACAUCAUUCGAUUUGUUAUGCCUUCCAAGUACAAACCCCUCAAGAAACUUUUAUACUUUUACUACGAAAUAUGCCCCAAGUUGGACUCUUCUGGCAAGCUUAAGCAAGAGAUGAUUCUCGUCUGCAAUGGUAUUCGCAACGACUUACAACAUGCCAACGAGUACAUUCGAGGCAACACUCUGCGCUUCCUCUGCAAGCUGCGCGAACCGGAACUCAUCGAGCCCCUGCUCUCAUCCGCACGAUCCUGCCUCGAGCACCGUCACGCCUAUGUUCGGAAGAACGCCGUCUUUGCCGUCUCUUCGAUAUACCUGCACUCGCCCAGCCUCAUUCCUGAUGCGGCAGACCUUAUCUCUGCUUUCCUCAGCGGUGAGACGGAUGCCACUUGCAAGCGCAACGCCUUCGCUGCCCUCUCCAGUAUUGACCACGACGCUGCGCUGGUGUACCUCAGCUCUGUCUUUGACGGCAUCCCCAACGUGGACGAUCUUCUGCAGCUUGUUGAGCUCGAAUUCAUCCGCAAGGAUGCUAUACAGAACUCUCAAAACAAGGCCCGCUACCUUCGACUCAUUUUCGACCUGCUCGAAGCUAAUACCUCUACUGUUGUAUACGAAGCGGCGUCAUGUCUGACUGCCCUCACCAAUAAUCCUGUUGCUGUCAAGGCCGCUGCGGGCAAGUUCAUCGAGCUCAGCAUCAAGGAGGCUGACAACAAUGUCAAACUUAUCGUCCUCGACCGCGUCGACCAGCUGCGCAAGAAGAAUGAAGGAAUCUUGGAUGACCUUGUGAUGGAGAUCCUCCGUGUCCUCUCUAGCACGGAUAUUGACGUGCGCAAAAAGGCCCUUGAGAUCGCCCUUGAGAUGGUCUCGAGCAAGAACGUCGAAGAGGUCGUUCUGCUCCUCAAGAAGGAGCUGUCCAAGACUGUCGAUCAGGAGUACGAAAAGAAUUCUGAGUACCGAUCUCUUCUCAUUCACUCCAUCCACCAGUGCGCUAUUAAGUUCUCCGAGGUUGCUGCCAGCGUUGUUGAGCUGCUCAUGGAUUUCAUUACCGAUUUCAACAAUGCAUCUGCCGUUGACGUCAUCCACUUUGUUAAAGAGGUGGUCGAGAAGUUUCCCGCGUUACGUACCAUCAUAGUUGAGAGACUCGUCUCGACACUGAGCGAGGUCCGCGCGGGUAGGGUUUACAGAGGUAUCCUGUGGAUCAUUGGCGAGUACUCUCUGGAAGAAAAGGAUAUCCGCGAUGCCUGGCGCCGUAUUCGUGCUAGUCUCGGCGAGAUUCCCAUUCUGGCCUCGGAGCAGCGCUUGCUGGAGGACCAAGAUGGUGACGAGAAGGAGGAACAGCGGCUGAAUGGCGAGCCGAAGCCCGCAGCCCCCACUGGAUCGCGCAAGGUCCUCGCGGACGGAACAUAUGCCACUGAAACUGCUCUCACUAGCCAGUCUUCUGCGGCUGCGAAGCUGGAAGCUGUUAAAGCCGCCCAAAAGCCGCCCUUGCGCCAGCUCAUUCUUGAUGGUGAUUAUUACUUGGCCACAGUACUUUCCUCUACCCUGGUCAAGCUCGUCAUGCGCCAUUCUGAGACCUCUUCUGACAAAUCUCGGACAAACGCCCUCCGUGCCGAGGCCAUGCUUAUUAUGAUAUCUAUCCUUCGUGUUGGCCAGUCACAGUUUGUUAAGGCUCCUAUUGAUGAGGACUCUGUCGAUCGUAUCAUGUCUUGCGUGAGAUCGCUGGCUGAAUUUUCCGAAAACAAGGACCUGGAAGCUGUUUGGCUGGAUGAUACAAGGAAGGCCUUCAAAGCCAUGGUUCUGGUUGAAGAGAGGAAGCGUGCUGCAAAGGAAGCGCACGAAAAGGCCAAAUCUGCCGUACAAGUCGAUGAUGUUAUUCAGAUUCGUCAGCUGGCCAAUAAGAACGCUACGGAUGGCCUAGAUGAGAUUGAAGUCGACCUGGAGCGCGCCACCGGUGGUGAUGCGACGGCAGAAGACUUGUCGUCGAAGCUCAGCCGUGUGGUCCAGCUCACUGGCUUCUCAGACCCGGUAUAUGCCGAGGCUUACGUCAAGGUGCAUCAGUUUGACAUUGUUCUCGAUGUCCUUCUAGUGAAUCAGACGACCGAGACUCUACAGAACCUUUCUGUUGAGUUUGCCACUUUGGGCGAUCUCAAGGUUGUUGAGCGGCCAACUACUCAGAACCUGGGGCCUCACGACUUUCACAACGUCCAGUGUACCAUCAAGGUAUCGUCAACUGAUACAGGUGUCAUCUUUGGCAACGUGGUCUAUGAUGGUGCCCACUCGACGGACACAAACGUGGUCAUUCUCAACGACCUCCACGUUGACAUUAUGGACUAUAUUCAGCCUGCCACGUGCACAGAGACACAGUUCCGCACAAUGUGGACGGAAUUUGAAUGGGAGAACAAGGUCAACAUCAACUCCAAGGCAAAGACACUACGCGAUUUCCUGGACCAGUUGAUGGCCUGUACCAAUAUGAACUGCCUUACUCCCGAGGCAAGCUUGAAGGGCGACUGUCAAUUUUUGAGUGCAAACUUGUAUGCCCGUAGUGUAUUUGGGGAGGACGCGUUGGCCAACUUGAGCAUCGAAAAGGAGGGAGAGGACGGCCCAAUCACCGGAUUUGUGCGUAUAAGAAGCAGGUCGCAAGGCCUGGCGCUCAGCCUCGGAUCUCUAAAGGGUCUGAACAAGAUUGGCUCCUCUUAG